AUGAGGUCCUCUAUGACUCGGCGGACCUAUUCCACCAAAGAGGGCUUCAGCUCCAACUCUGCUAGUGGAGGGGGCGGGACCCGCACCCACACCAGCUUCAGCUCAGUGAUGGUGUCCCAGGGUGGAGGCAGUGGUGGGGGGCUCCUCUGCGGCCCCAGGGUGGGCGGCUUUGGCAGCCAGAGCCUCUAUAACUUGGGGGGCAGCAAGAACAUCUCGGUCAGCAUGGCCAGGGGGCCCUCUCUGAGGCAGGCUCCGGGAGGCUUCGGCCUUGGUGGUGGAGUCUAUAUGGGCCUGGGGGCUGCCAGGCAGACGUUUAGGCCCACCUGCCCUGCUGGUGGGAUCCAGGAGGUCACUGUUAACCAGAGCCUGAUGACCCCCCUCAACGUGGAGAUCGACCCGGAGAUCCAGAGGGUGCGCACCCAGGAGCGGGAAGAGAUCAAGACCCUCAACAACAAGUUUGCCUCAUUCAUCGACAAGGUGCGGUUCCUGGAGCAGCAGAACCAGGUGCUGGAGACCAAGUGGGUGCUGCUGCAGGAGCAGGGCCAGAACUCAGGUGUCACCAGGAACAACGUGGAGCCCCUCUUUCAGACCUUCCUGGGCAGCCUGCAGGGGCAGCUGGACAACCUCCAGAGUCAGAAGGCAAGGCUGGACUUGGAGCUGAGGGACAUGCAGGAGCUCAACGAGGACUUCAAGAAGAAGUACGAGGAUGAAAUCAACAAACGCACUGCUGCGGAGAACGAGUUUGUGGUGCUCAAGAAGGAUGUGGAUGCUGCAUACAUCACCCAGGCGGACUUGCGCGGCAAGAUAAGCAUCUUGUCAGAGGAGGUGGACUUCCGGAGGCAUCUCUAUGAUAUGGAGCUGAGCCAAGUGCAGACCCACGUGUCUGACACCAACGUGGUCCUCUCCAUGAACAACAAUCGCUGCCUGGACCUGAACAGCAUCAUCGCCGAGGUCAAGGCCCAGUACGAGGAGAUUGCCCAGAGGAGCCGGACUGAGGCCGAGGCCCUGUACCAGAGCAAGUACGAGGAGCUGCAGGUGACGGCUGGGAAGCAUGGAGACAACCUGCGGAACACCAAGAAUAGUAUUGCUGAGCUUUCCCGCACUGUCCAGAGGCUGCAGGGUGAGGCAGAUGCGGCCAGGAAGCAGUGCCAGAAGCUGCAGACAGCCAUUGUGGAAGCAGAGCAGCAUGGGGAGCUGGCGCUCAAGGAUGCUCAGAGGAAGCUUGGGGACCUGGAUGUGGCUCUGCAGCAGGCCAAGGAGGAGCUGGCCCGGAUAGUGCGUGACUACCAGGACCUGAUGAACACCAAGCUGGCCCUGGACAUAGAGAUUGUCACCUACCGCAAGCUGCUGGAGGGCGAGGAGAGCAGGAUGUCUGGAGAAUGUCCAAGUUCUGUCAGCAUUUCUGUGACCGGCAACUCCACCACCACGUGCAGAGGCGGCGCGGCCGGCUUCGGGGGUGGCCUCUCCCUGGGCGGGGGUGGUGGGGGCAUCACGGGUGGAUUCAUCUCCAAUGUGGUUUACAACCCUGUCAAGGGAGGGCCCGCCUCUGGGGGCACCUCCGUCCUGCGGAAGACCACCAAGGUCAAGACAUCCAGCUGGAAAUAUUAG
Messenger RNA from Choloepus didactylus (southern two-toed sloth), 1608 nucleotides. RefSeq names its product keratin 79 (gene KRT79). Lineage: Eukaryota; Metazoa; Chordata; Mammalia; Pilosa; Megalonychidae. The coding region runs from base 1 to 1608 and encodes 535 amino acids. Gene Ontology annotation, molecular function: structural constituent of skin epidermis. Gene Ontology annotation, cellular component: keratin filament. The transcript has 9 exons. The record is from RefSeq and is a predicted model, not a curated record. Gene Ontology annotation, biological process: intermediate filament organization; keratinization.